Arachis ipaensis is the source of this 1247-nucleotide messenger RNA. RefSeq names its product F-box/kelch-repeat protein At3g23880-like. Lineage: Eukaryota; Viridiplantae; Streptophyta; Magnoliopsida; Fabales; Fabaceae. Gene Ontology annotation, molecular function: protein binding. The record is from RefSeq and is a predicted model, not a curated record.
UGGCCCUUGCUCUUGACCACCCCAAGACCGAUAUUUGGGAUACCUGGGUGCGUUUAUUGAACCCUCUCACAGGGUGUAUUUCAGAGAACUCGCCGUGCUUACGUGUCAAUAUGGACAAUGUUCUUGGAUUUGGGUAUGAUGAGUCAAGUGAUAGUUACAAGGUACUGGCUAUCAUUUGGGAUUCUUCUGGAACAUUGAUUACGCAAGUUUAUAGCUUUGGUGGCAGUUCAUGGAAGAGGAUCAAAAGUUUUCCUGCUUUUCCGUUUUCUUCUGAAGAUAAUGGCUCCUUCAUCGGUGGCACUCUUAAUUGGAUAGCUCUCCGUACCCCGCAUGGAGGUCGUUAUGAUUGGAAUGCUGUUACACUUGAUAUGUUAACGCUUGUUUCUUUUGACCUGAAAUCGGAUACAAGUAAAGAGAUUCCGCUUCCAAAGGGUAUCGAUGAGAUCCCCAGUGAAGAGCAAACUCUGGGAGUUUGGGGAAAUAGCCUGUAUCUUCUUCAUGAUUACCAGAACACUCAUUUUAUUGCAUGGCAAAUGAAGGAGUUUGGAGAUGAAAAUUCUUGGACUCAAUUGCUAAAGAUUAGUUUUCACCAUCUCGGUGUUGAAUGGCUAUUUCCAGGAUUUGUAUUUGAGAAUGGAAAUGUCUUCAUGUUGAGAGGCAGCCAUGGUUCUGAGGCAGUUUUUUAUGACCGAAGAGAUAAUAGUGUUAAACGCGUUAAUAUCAACAAUCUUGACUUCGAUGCAUUUGAUUAUGUUGAGAGCUUGGUUCAGCUUUGUUAAAAUUUGGUUCCUAUUCAAAGUUUUGCUUCUGCAGCAUUUUGUUCUGUCAGCAAAGUUCAGGUCAUUGUGAUUAUUUUGGGUGAUUCCUUACUUUGGCUACUUCUUGUUGUUGGAUCCAAAUUUGUAGACGGAUCACUUUUAUUUUGGCUGCAAACUUUAUAUAUACAGGGUCUGGAAAAUGUGACACCAAUGGUUACAAAGAUAGACCAGAAGAGUGCAAUAGAGCUUGAAUCAUAUGGCUUGGGUACAAGAAUGGUAAUUCCUACUAGUAGUAGUUAUAGUGAUUAGAUCUUAGCAUGUUGCAACCGUAAUGUUGAGAACUUUAGAUGAUACAACAUGUGUAGCAUGUUAUUGCAAGCAUAGGAAUGUAAGCAGUGAAGAUUAAGAACCAAAAUUUUAUAGAACUAGAAGCAGUUAUUAGGUGAUAUAUAUGUGUGGUAAUUCCUUUGCCAAUGUUAUUAGUUCCUU